AAACAAUGUUUCGAUUUCCUUACCUGCAAUUUCAACAAAAUAACAGAAAUUUCAUUGUUGUCAGCACUUCCAGAUGUAAACAGUGGCGAACACGCGGAUUUCAAUUGAAAUGAAUAGAUGAUGGCAUCGGAGUCAAACGCAAAAGCAAGCACCAUGCGCCUAGGAAUGUGCGAAGUUUGCGCGGCAAAAGAAGCCCGCUACGCCUGCCCAAAGUGCGAGGUGAAAACCUGCAGCCUGCCAUGCGUCCAAAUUCACAAAAAGGAACUCUCCUGCGAUGGCCAGCGGGAUCGGACUAAGUUUGUGCCCCUGAACGAGAUGACGGCGCGGGAAUUCAUGAGCGACUACUGUUUCCUGGAGGAGUGCACCCGCUAUGCGGCCAAUCGCAAAUCGGAUCAGUGCAAGCGAUUCACCCACGAGCAAAGGAAUCUUCCUGUUGCCCAACAUAGAAUGCGAACAGCGGCCAGGAAUCGCAAUAUACAGCUGCGCCUUCAGUUACCCAACUUCAGCAGGCACAAGGAGAACACCACGUAUCUGAAUUGGAAGCUUGGACGUUUCUAUUGGCGCGUUGAGUGGCUAUUUGCAAACAUUUCACUGGAGGCCAGUGGUUCAAAGAAUGCGGCCCGUUUUGUGGACGCCCGAUGUGAUGAGGAGGUUACGCUAUCGGGUCUGGUCCUUAAGUAUAUAGAUCUGCAGCACGAAACAGCUCGGGAUCAUCGCAAACUGUUAGCAAACCAUCAGACUGCCGGAAUUGGCCAACUGAGUUUUUGGCUGAGAGCCGAGGGCGUUCGACGCAGCUCCACCAGGUGUUAUCCCUUGGAGGCGACCAAAACAUUGGGCCAGAAUCUGGCCGGCAAAACUAUCGUGGAGUUUCCCACCAUCUUUGUUACAUAUGAACCGAAGCCACCAGGAGGAUAUGAUGCCAUCGACAGCGGCGAAGAACAGGAGCUGGAUGAGGAAAUCGAGAAGCCGCCUGUAGCCAAACCUGUCCAACCUAAAGCCAAAGCAGUUGAAGAGGACAUGGAUGUACCACAUGAUGUCUUUCAAAAACUUGCUGCUACCUUUGUUGGUGAAGAUGUCAGUGAGUCUGAAGAUGACGAAGAAUUCGAGGCAUUUUUCAGGCAACACGCGGAACUGUAGAAGCCGCUCAAACUCUUUAUUUGACAUGAAGGAAAACAAAUGAUUUCCAAAAAGCCGAGAGAGUUGAAUAAUCUAUGGCUAAAGGCAAGAAGCCUGUCAAGAAUUGGUCUUCAUCCAAUGUGUGGAACCAAAUAAUCAGAAAGGCCAAUUUGCCACCCAUAAAGCCGCCGCUUACCUUUACUUUUGUCUAAAGCGAUGGAGCAGCCGCUUAACCAAAUAAAACUACAAGCCUAUAUGUUUUUACAUAAAUGUUGUAUUUUGUCGUACGCAUUUGAUUUAGUUUUUAUUUUAGGCUAAUUAAACAUUAAGAAUUCAUACCACACUUCUCUUCGAUCUAGUUCCGUCAUUGUCAACAUUAUCAUAUUUCCAAUCAAUCUUGAUCAUCAUAAUAAUAUAUGUGUAUAUAAAGGAGUUUGAAAAAUCAAGUUACAGAGCUCGGGUUAUCGUAAUUUGUGUACCGUUUUUGAGUACAGAGUUUGUGGUCAAUACACAGCAGUUUAUCCCUUUUUUGGGGAUUUAUAUUUUAAUUUUGAUAUACCAAUUAGUUUUUCGAUUUGUACAUAAUACAUAUGUGUGCCAGUAUACUUCCUAUAUAA
Messenger RNA from Drosophila ficusphila, 1733 nucleotides. Its product is annotated as box C/D snoRNA protein 1. The record is from RefSeq and is a predicted model, not a curated record. Gene Ontology annotation, cellular component: nucleus; pre-snoRNP complex. Bases 118 to 1137 code for a protein of 339 amino acids. The transcript has 4 exons. Gene Ontology annotation, biological process: maturation of LSU-rRNA from tricistronic rRNA transcript (SSU-rRNA, 5.8S rRNA, LSU-rRNA); snoRNA localization; box C/D snoRNP assembly. NCBI's taxonomy places the organism in Eukaryota, Metazoa, Arthropoda, Insecta, Diptera, Drosophilidae.